CUCACCGACCAAUCAGAGCGCGCCCUCCCCUCCCCGAGGCUCGGCCCCGGUAGCCGAAGGGAGCCGAAGCCCUUCGGCCGUUUCCGCCAGCGGAGCGACGACGGUUGGGCUCGGGGCCGAACCACUUCGGCAGUUUCCGGAAGCCCGGAAGGGAGGCGGUCGAGCGCCUUCGGGUGUCUCCGGCAGGGCCGGGGCUGGCGAGGGAGGACGGCCGGGGUUCCCGCCCGGCGGCUCGGGGCCGGCAUGCGGCUGCUGUCGCGAGCCCUCCGCGCGGCGCACGGCUGCCGGGCGGCGACGCUGCCCGCCCGGAGCUACCGAGCAGUGCCCUCCGGGGGCAGCGCGGCGGCGGGGCCGUGCCCGCCGCAGCCACGGCGCGGUCUGAGCGGCCGGCCCUGCUUAGACGGCCUGUUCGCCACCAACGCAUUGAGCCGCCUCCUGGAGGCGCGGGCGAGCGGCGAGGCGGGGCCGGAGCUGGCGGCGCGGAUCCAGCGGCUGCGCGACAAGGAGCAGGAGCUGCGCGACACGCGGCAGCUGGCGGGGCAAGAUGAAAGUGAAGAUUUGCGGAAGCUUGCAGAAAGGGAAAUCAUUUCCUGUGAAGAAGAGAUAGCUGAACUGAAACACCAGAUAGUAUUGCUUUUGAUUCCUUCAGAAGAAACAGACAACAGUGAUCUUGUCAUGGAAGUAACCGCUGGAGUUGGAGGACAGGAAGCCAUGCUGUUCACGUCAGAGAUAUUCGAUAUGUAUCAACGAUAUGCUGCCUAUAAAAAGUGGAAAUUUGAAACGUUAGAAUACUUUCCCAGUGAAAUAGGUGGCCUAAGACGUGCGGUUGCCAGUAUAGCAGGUAUUGAGGCUUACAAGUACAUGAAAUUUGAAGGAGGAGUGCAUCGCGUACAGCGCGUGCCAAAGACAGAAAAACAAGGGCGCAUUCACACCAGCACAAUGACUGUUGCAAUAUUACCCCAACCCAGUGAGAUGAAACUGAAAAUUAAUCCGAAAGAUCUGCGAAUAGAAACAAAGAGAGCUAGUGGAGCUGGAGGGCAGCAUGUCAAUACCACAGAUAGUGCUGUACGGAUAGUUCAUAUUCCAACAGGGGUCACGUCUGAAUGUCAGCAAGAAAGAUCUCAAAUUAGAAACAAAGAGAAGGCUAUGCAAAUGCUUUGUGCUAAAUUAUACAACAUUAAACUGGAAGAAGAAACCAAAAAGAGAAAUAGUGUUCGAAAGAUUCAAAUUGGGACUAAAGGAAGAUCAGAGAAGAUCAGAACAUACAACUUUCCACAGGACCGGAUUACUGACCACAGGAUAAGCAGAUCAGUGCAUCAUAUUGAGAGUUUCAUGUUAGGGGAAGAAAUGCUAGAUGAAAUGAUACAAACUCUGAGGGAAUAUGCUGAUUAUGAAUCUUUGAUGGAAAUUAUUUCAGAAAAUGAAAAAUGAACCUUUCUCUUUGACAAGCCAUUUCAAUAGAUGUAGAUGCUCGUCUGCCAAAGGAACUUUUUGGAGUACCAUCCAGAGAAUAGAACUGCUUUUCAGAUCAUGAAAGAUACCACAUCUUGUUUCCUCAUGACUGAUAAACAGUUUUCUUACUUGCUGAGUAAAAGACUUUAUUGCUGCAGCAGUACAAUUAAGUAAAUUUGACUGGUCCAGAAGUAACUGCAGUUUUUAACCUUCUCCGCUGAGAAGAUGUUGAUACACCACACCCAAAAGGUAUGCAUUAAAAACGAGCUAUUUCUAGUUCCAGAUUUCAUUUAAAUGGUAGUUUGAACAUUGAUACAGUGUCAAGUAGCUUACUUGAAAUAACAAAAAAUCCCUUUUUGUUUGAGUGACAGGAAGAAAGUGAUAACUAAAUGAAAACAAUACUAAUCUGAAGACAUGUUAAUGACUUAAAAGUGACACAGGAGAGGGAGUUCUUCAAAGUGCAUCUCUUCACGUGUUCAUGGCCUGUUGGCCCUUAUUAAUCAAGCACGAAGAAUUGUUGAAGAAUAUUGUUCCUUGUUCCACAAGAGCUCUGGAAGCAAAAUGACAAGAUAUGUGGAAUCUUUUUGAAAAGAAUGGUUCUGUUCCUGAGUCAAAAUUGAAAAGAACCAAACAAUUUGUAAUGUUUAUCUUGAAGGCUGGUAUGAUUUCAAUCUCCCAUUUCAGGAGUGCAAUUUCUCCUUUGUUUUUAAAUGGCUCCAUUUUUUUUUGAUUUUUCUGAAAUUUACGUAACAUGAGUGGCAUCUUAUUAUUUUGACCUAUUCAGUUUAACAACAUCUUAAAACGUUUGAUCUGUGAAAGCAAAAUAACACUUUUUCCUUUCUAAUCUACUGAUAAAUGUGCACGUUUAUAUCUGCGGGUAAAUAUGUUUUGCAAUCCCAAAUAUAUAUAUAUAUAUAUAUAUAGUAACAGAAAACCUCCUACCUCCAUCCCAUGUUAUCCCAUCGUGCAUCAUGUAUGCAUGUGUGUAUACAUGCAGAAUAUAUUUGAACUGUAGGUACCAGUAAAUAAGAAAUCAGAACCUAAGGAAAGAAUGUUACCAUGAGUACAGAUGUUUACUUUGAGAAUUCUAAUUAAAAUUAGUGUAAGAAAUCAGAGUAGGAACAAAGUAAACGCAGCACUUUGCUACAGAUAGCUUAUUGAAAUGCAUUAUUGAAGGAUGCUAGAUAAAAUUCGGGAAGGAAUGCAAAAACAAAACUGGGUGUUAUCAGUUUAUCUUCUUUCAUUAUACGACUGCAGUUGGAACAAAAGCACAUUUAAAAAAAAUAAGUGAUUCUAUACUUUUUUAUUAAUACCUUGGUCAGCUUUAUUUUCUAGGAAAUACUGCACGGUAACGAUGAUUACAUUCCAAAUCUUCAAAUUAAAGAUGCAUACGUUAUUUUGA
Messenger RNA from Cygnus atratus (black swan), 2854 nucleotides. It is a transcript of the gene MTRF1L, whose product is annotated as mitochondrial translation release factor 1 like. Gene Ontology annotation, biological process: translational termination. Gene Ontology annotation, molecular function: translation release factor activity. The record is from RefSeq and is a predicted model, not a curated record. Bases 244 to 1431 code for a protein of 395 amino acids. The transcript is spliced from 7 exons. NCBI's taxonomy places the organism in Eukaryota, Metazoa, Chordata, Aves, Anseriformes, Anatidae.